Molecule: messenger RNA, 963 nt
Organism: Nyctereutes procyonoides (raccoon dog)
Lineage: Eukaryota; Metazoa; Chordata; Mammalia; Carnivora; Canidae
Gene: STMN3
Product: stathmin 3
Exons: 5
Coding region: 95-637 (180 amino acids)
Biological process (GO): neuron projection development; regulation of microtubule polymerization or depolymerization; microtubule depolymerization
Cellular component (GO): cytoplasm; neuron projection
Molecular function (GO): tubulin binding
Source: RefSeq, a predicted model, not a curated record
CUCCCCUCCCCUCCCCGGCACUGCAGCAUUCGCCGACUGCAGCUCCAGCCGCCGCCCGCGCCUCCCGGCCUCCGCAGCCCGCGCCGCCAGCACCAUGGCCAGCACCCUGUCCGCCUACAAGGAGAAGAUGAAGGAGCUGUCGGUGCUGUCGCUCAUCUGCUCCUGCUUCUACUCACAGCCACACCCCAACACCAUCUACCAGUACGGGGACAUGGAGGUGAAGCAGCUGGACAAGAGGGCCUCUGGCCAGAGCUUCGAGGUCAUCCUCAAGUCCCCUUCUGACCUGUCCCCCGAGAGCCCAGUGCUCUCCUCUCCCCCCAAGAGGAAGGACACCUCCCUGGAGGAGCUGCAGAAGCGGCUGGAGGCUGCUGAGGAGCGAAGGAAGACGCAGGAGGCGCAGGUGCUGAAGCAGCUGGCGGAGCGGCGCGAGCACGAGCGCGAGGUGCUGCACAAAGCCCUGGAGGACAACAACAACUUCAGCCGCCUGGCGGAGGAGAAGCUCAACCACAAGAUGGAGCUCAGCAAGGAGAUCCGCGAGGCGCACCUGGCGGCGCUGCGCGAGCGGCUGCGGGAGAAGGAGCUGCACGCCGCCGAAGUGCGCAGGAACAAGGGGCAGCGGGAGGAGAUGUCCGGCUAAGGGGCUGCGGGCCGCAGGCGCCUGGAUCCUGAGAGGAGCCGUCCACACACGCGGGCUCUGGUUUCGUCUUGUCCCACUUUGUCUAGAUGCAACUCUUGUUCCUGCUCCCUCCUCCCCAGCACUCCCAGCUCCUGCUUCUCUUUCCGCUCUGAGCUGCCCAGUCCUCGUGGCAUGUCGCUCUCCACAGGCGCGCCCUCCAGGAGCCACCAGGGCGUGGCACGGUCCCUCAGUUCAGGCACAGGCCAGGCACUGGCCAGGCCCCCUCUUGGGGGCCCUCUUAGCAGAUGUGGUGACAGCCUCAAUAAAUCCAGUGGUGGUAGCAGGAA